AUGCCCAAAAGUGGGCCUCUGCAGUUCGCCCACUUCCGAGCAUGCACGACGAGACCAAACACUUUCGUCGAAUUGACGCCCGAGGAUGCAAUCGAGCAAAGCAGAGGUCACGGAAAGUUCAGCUACGACGCGUCGACCGAUGGGACGUCUUUUUCUGGCAAUGUUCUGUUGAAUGGCUUCCGAUGCCGAAUGACCGAGGUCAACAUGUGA
Protopolystoma xenopodis is the source of this 210-nucleotide messenger RNA. NCBI's taxonomy places the organism in Eukaryota, Metazoa, Platyhelminthes, Monogenea, Polystomatidea, Polystomatidae. The record is from the annotation of a GenBank genome assembly.